AUGCCCUCCAUGUCAAUAUCUCUUUACCCGGACAUCACCGGGCAUCUCCAUUCCUUUCUACGUCGCGAUGUCGGCCGUUCUCUCUCGCUUUCCAGCGUGCUACUGAACAUCUCGUCGCCUAUUUUGUUCCUUCUGUCGUCAUGUCUUGCUCGCUCUUCCUUUCAGGCACUCUUUCUUUCUUUCUUUCAUUCUUUCUUUCUUUCUUUCUUUCUUUUUUCUUUUUUUCUUUCUUUCUUUCUUUCUUUCACACUCUUCCUUCCAGACUCUUUCUUUUCAGGCUUUUCUUUCUUUCUUUCUUUCUUUCUUUCUUUCUUUCUUUUCUUUCUUUCUUUUUUCUUUCUUUCUUUCUUUCUUUCACUUUCUUUUCCUUCCAGGCUCUUCCUUUCAGGCACUAUUUCUUUUCUUUCUUUCUUUUCUUUCUUUCUUUUCUUUCUUUUCUUUCUUUCCACUCUUCCUUCCAGGCUCUUCCUUUCAGGCACUCUUUCUUUCUUUCUUUUCUUUCUUUCUUUCUUUCUUUCUUUCUUUCUUUCUUUCUUUCCUUCCAGGCUCUUUCUUUUUUCUUUCUUUUUUCACUUUCUUUCUUUUUCCUUCCUUCCAGACUCUUCCUUUCAGGCCUCUUUCUUUCUUUCUUUUCAUUUUUCUUUUUUUCUUUCUUUCUUUCUUUCUUUCUUUCUUUCUUUCUUUCCAGGCUUCUUCCAGGCUUUCUUUCAGGCACUCUUUCUUUCUUUUCUUUCUUUCUUUUCUUUCUUUCUUUCUUUCUUUCUUUCACACUCUUCCUUCCAGGCUCUUCCUUUCAGGCACUCUUUUCUUUCUUUCUUUCUUUUCUUUCUUUCUUUCUUUUUCUUUCUUUCACACUCUUCCUUCCAGGCUCUUCCUUUUAGGCACUCUUUCUUUCUUUUUUUUCUUUCUUUCUUUCUUUCUUUCUUUUCUUUCUUUCUUUCACACACUCUUCCUUCCAGGCUCUUCCUUUCAGGCACUCUUUCUUUUUUUUCUUUCUUUUUUCUUUCUUUCUUUCUUUCUUUCCAGGUUCUUUCUUUCACACUUUUUCCUUUCCAGGCUCUUCCUUUCUUUUCUUUUUCUUUCUUUCACUUUUUCUUUCAGGCUCUUUCUUUUCAGGCUUUCUUUCUUUCUUUCUUUCUUUCUUUCUUUUCUUUCUUUGUAAUUCCUUCCGUUUGUUUCUGGUCAUAUUUUCCGAAACAUUACUUUUUUUUCAUUUCCUUCUUUUUUGGUUUUCUUUCGAUUUUUUUUCGAUUUCUUUCUUUAUUUAUUUCCUUCUUUCUUUAUUUCUUACUUCAUUUCUUCUCUGCUAUUUUUGAAUUUUUCUUUUUCCUUUUCUUCUACCCAUUCUGUUUGUGGUCAAUUUUGGCGAUUGACUUCUUUCUUUCUUUCUUUCUUUCUUUCUUUCUUUCUUUCUUUCUUUCUUUCUCAUUAUUUGUUUGUCUGCUUGUCUCUUUCUUUCUUCAUUUAUUUAUUUGUCUCUUCUCUGUUAUCUUUGAAUUUUCUUUCCUUUUUCUUUUUUCCUUGUUUUUCUAA
Acanthosepion pharaonis is the source of this 1533-nucleotide messenger RNA. The record is from the annotation of a GenBank genome assembly. NCBI's taxonomy places the organism in Eukaryota, Metazoa, Mollusca, Cephalopoda, Sepiida, Sepiidae.